AACUCCGGUCCACAUCCAAAGAAUCCUCUCUCACUAUUCUCACUUCUAAUUUCAUUGCGUGCUCUCCAAGCUCGCUUCUCAGCUUCAAUGGCUUCCUCCCUAGCCCUCCGCCGAUUCCUCUUCUCCAAUCUCCUCCCCAAACCGCUCUCCUCCUCCGCAUUCCGCCCAAUCCGCGACGCCAAACUCUUCAACACCAACGCCGCCCGCCACUACGACUCCGAUGAAAGCGACGAAACCGACCUGGACUCCUACCGCCGCCACGAUUGCUCUCUCCCUCGCCGCCGUGACAACUUCAUCUCGGAUGUGUUUGCUCCUCCUCCGUUCUCGGUGGACCGGAACCUGAGCCAGGUUCUGAAUCUGGUGGACCAGAUCUCGGAGAACCCCUUCCUCUCGGCCACGCGCCGCGGUUGGGACGCGCGUGAGACGGAGGACGGUCUGCAUCUCCGGUUCGAAAUGCCGGGGCUGGGGAAAGAGGACGUGAAGGUUUGGGUGGAGAAGAACACUCUGGUGAUCAGAGGCGAAGGCGGACACGUGGACGGUGAAGAAGAGCCGAGGAGGUACUCCACCGGAAUUCAGCUGCCGGAGAAGAUGUUCAAGACGGACGGCGUCAAGGCGGAGAUGAAGAACGGCGUGCUGAGGGUGGUUGUGCCGAAGAUUAAGGAGGAGGAGAGGAGCGACGUGUUUCACGUGAGGGUGGAGUAGUGUAGGGAUUGUGCUACGUCGUUUUGGGCCGUGUGAAUAAUUGUUGAGUUUUUUGUGAUAGUGAUGAGUGUUGACUGAGCUAGUGUAAGGUUUUCAUUUCAUUUCCACAAAUUUCAAUUCGAGGAAUGAAUGAAAGAUGGUAACUUUUUGGGAAA
Molecule: messenger RNA, 857 nt
Organism: Rosa chinensis
Lineage: Eukaryota; Viridiplantae; Streptophyta; Magnoliopsida; Rosales; Rosaceae
Product: heat shock 22 kDa protein, mitochondrial
Exons: 2
Coding region: 88-702 (204 amino acids)
Source: RefSeq, a predicted model, not a curated record